Messenger RNA from Neodiprion virginianus, 1063 nucleotides. It is a transcript of the gene Gnpnat, whose product is annotated as probable glucosamine 6-phosphate N-acetyltransferase. Bases 232 to 798 code for a protein of 188 amino acids. Gene Ontology annotation, cellular component: Golgi apparatus; endoplasmic reticulum-Golgi intermediate compartment; endoplasmic reticulum. NCBI's taxonomy places the organism in Eukaryota, Metazoa, Arthropoda, Insecta, Hymenoptera, Diprionidae. Gene Ontology annotation, molecular function: monosaccharide binding; glucosamine 6-phosphate N-acetyltransferase activity. Gene Ontology annotation, biological process: UDP-N-acetylglucosamine biosynthetic process. The transcript has 5 exons. The record is from RefSeq and is a predicted model, not a curated record.
GAACCAAGGAGAACGCAACAGCAAGCAGUGGUUCAGCGGGAAGUAUCCAAGCGUGGAUACAGCCAGAAGGACGACGAGUUUAAGACCAAAAAAAAAAAAGAAGAGGAGAACAGAAGGGGUCAGUUUAUGAAACGAAAGUGCCGCAUGCCACGUGAAGGAAUUCCUCAAUUUGUCUUGUCAGGGGUUUUGUAUUAUCAAAGGUUACGACGUUGACGCAGGCAAGCGUUUAAAAUGAGCGAGCCACCACGAGGAAUACAGCCAGGGAACGGCGUAGAGGAGUACCUGUUCGACCCACGUCUCCUGGAAAGGAUCGUAGACAUCAAAGAUGGGAUUUGGGUUAGACCUUUGUCGAUUGAAGAUUACGAUAAAGGAUUCAUUCAAGUCUUGGGACAACUCACAAAAGUGGGAGACAUGAGUAAAGAGCAAUUUUCUGAAAGAUUCAGGAAGAUGAAAGCAUCUGGCGAUUACUACGUCAUUGUGGCAGAGGAUAAAAAUGUUGGGGAGGUCAUAGCUUCUGCGACACUUCUAACGGAGCAAAAGUUCAUCCACAACUGUGCACUGAGGGGGCGACUGGAAGAUGUGGUUGUGAAUGAUAAAUACAGAGGUAAAUCCUUGGGCCAGUUGAUGGUGAGGACGGUUAGCCUGCUUGCCCAACGACUGCGGUGUUACAAGCUAUCCUUGGACUGUAAGGAUACCAUUGUGAAAUUCUAUGAAAGAUUGGGUUUCAUCAAAGAACCAGCUAAUGGAAACCAUCUCAACGCCCGAUUCGACUACGAAAGCCCAACUAGCAACUUAUGAGAUUAGCUAUACUUAUAAACUAUAAUGUAUAUUUCCCUGCCUAGUUAUGAUAGAUAGAGUUCGUGCGAAUAUAUUCUAAAUUACCGAAGGUCAAUAUGUCCAUUAAUUGGGCAGAAACGAAGAAAGUUAAUUGUAUAUAUGUAUAUAAUGCAUUUAACGAUUCCAAAUAAUUUUUCAUCAAUAUUUCAACUUUACAGUUUGCCAUUAUUAUUAAAUCAAUUUUUAACUGUAUUUAUCGACACUCUACUAAAUGCCCUAUCGUUAA